AUGAAGCUACACUUAGCCUCUUGGCUGGUGUGCGCUCUCGCGACUGCCGAUGCGGUUGGGGCGUCUAACUGGUUUAGCAAAGCUAUCUACAACAAGUGGCAUGAGACCGAGCUAGAGCGCUGGCUUUCCGAUCAUGAUAUCCCAUAUCCUUCCCCGGCGGAUCGCAAGAAUCUCGAAGACGCCGUAAAGUCAAACUGGGACGUCAGGGUACAGAAGCCGCUUGGACAAUACACCGACCAGGCUGCUGAUCGCUGGGAAAGCACCAAGGAAUGGGUUUUCGAUACAUGGACGGACUCCCAGCUCAAGGCUUUCCUUGACCGACAUGGCAUCCCUGCUCCCCAGCCGCGCCGACGUGACGUUCUUCUCAAGGCAGCACGUGAAAACUACGAGUCCAUUGCAAAGAAGCUCGGCGAAGCCGCUCAUUAUCCCGGAAACUGGCUGUACGAGCAGUGGAGCGAGUCUGAUUUGAAAGCGUGGCUUGAUGAGCGCGGGUGGCCUGUUCCACAGCCUACUACACGGGAUCGGCUGAUCGCAGCUGUCCGUCGUAACACCCGGCUGGCCAGUUUACAAGCGAAGAACAUUGCGGCUUCUGUCGUCCACUCGGCCAACGCAGCGCAAGAAACCUUGAGUGAAGCCCUCUUCAACGCUUGGUCAGACUCCGAUCUUAAGAAAUUCUUGGACGAGCAUGGCAUUCACGUCCCACAAGGUUCCAAGCGCAACGAGCUCAUAGCCUUGGCACGCAAGCACCGCGCUGCUCUUGUUGACCAAGUCUCUUCUGCCUCCUCGACCGCAUCCGACUAUAUCGGCGCUGCUACAUCCAGGGCUGGUAACGAAUAUGCUCAGGCCACUGAUAACGCGCAUUACAAGGCCCAGGAAGCAUUUGAUACUGCCAUCGAAGCCUGGUCUGACUCAAGACUGAAAGCUUUCCUUGAUGCUCGUGGCGUUCCUGUCCCUCAGAAUGGAAAGCGGGACGAGCUUCUUGCUCAGGUGAGAUUGAACAAGCAUAAGGCCGCUACCGGCUGGAAUGCCUGGACCUUUGACACCUGGGACGUCGAACACUUGAAGAAGUACCUAUCUUCUAUCAACUCAAAGGUCGCGAACCGUGCCGGAGUCACUCGUGAUGAACUCGUGAGAGAAGCACAAAGCUCCUUCGACAAGGCCACGAAAGCCGGUGGAUCUCAGCUCGAGUCUGCGAUUUCCUACAUCAAGGAAGCUGCUGCAAGCGCCAAGGACUCAACCUUUGAUACCUGGUCUCACUCCGAUCUGAAGCAGUAUCUCGAUUCCUACGGCGUGCCAGUUUACCAGGGUUCUCAGCUGAAUGAGCUGCGCGCCGCUGCUCGACGAAAUGCCCACUACUUCAAAUAUGGUACCUCAACUCCCCAGGGAGCGCUUUACGCCAAGUUUAGUGGGGCCGUGCAGUGGGUAAUGGAUCAGCUAAAGAUUGGAGCGGCCAGUGGUAGAGCACAGGGACAGGAGACUGCGGAGAAGCUCAAGCACAAGGCUGGAGAGACUGCCGAAGAGAUCCGAUCUGAGUUGUAA
Molecule: messenger RNA, 1539 nt
Organism: Aspergillus calidoustus
Lineage: Eukaryota; Fungi; Ascomycota; Eurotiomycetes; Eurotiales; Aspergillaceae
Source: the annotation of a GenBank genome assembly